Messenger RNA from Glycine soja, 886 nucleotides. RefSeq lists its product as uncharacterized. The record is from RefSeq and is a predicted model, not a curated record. The transcript has 2 exons. The coding region runs from base 1 to 669 and encodes 222 amino acids. Lineage: Eukaryota; Viridiplantae; Streptophyta; Magnoliopsida; Fabales; Fabaceae.
AUGACACAACACAACACAAGACAGUGUGAGAGAAUCAAAGUGGCAGUUGCUGGUUGUUACCUACGCAUAGAAAAUUGGGGAGGCAGGGGAAGGUUAGUCAAAACAUUGGAAUUUCCACACUUGAACAUUGAGGAUGACACAACUCAACACCCUCAAAGACAAGAUCACAAAAAACUCAUGAAACGAUGUGUUUGCCCACUAGCCUCUUUAAUUCUCCUAGCAAUAGUAAUCAUAGUUUUAAUCUUCACAAUAUUUCGUGUCAAGGGCCCCAUGAUCACAAUGAACAGCAUCAAGAUCACAAAGCUCCAACUGGUCAACACCACCAUGACACCUCAACCCGGUGCCAACAUGUCCUUAGUUGCAUCGUUUAGGUAUGGCAACACCACCACGAGUUUGUACUACCUUGGUGUCUUGGUGGGGGAGGCUAGAGGACCACCUGGGAGGGCCAAGGCCAGAAGAACAUUGAGGAUGAAUGUCACAAUUGAUGUCUUCACGGAUCGUGUAGUUUCUAGUCCGGAUUUUGCUACGGAUUUAGGUUGGGGGCUGUUGACUAUGAGCAGCUUCUCUAGAGUUCCUGGGCAGGUGAAGAUCUUGAACUUGAUAUUUCCACACAGGCUAUUAAGGAGCAGAGUUGUAAGCGGAAGGUUAAACUUUAGUGAUCAUGUGUAAUGUGUUAGUUUAUUUUCUUUCCUCCACUUUGUAUCAUCCAUCCAAAUUACUAUAUUAGUUUAUCUUAGUUUCCUUGAAUAUACUUGCAAAAUUACUGUACCGAAAAUAAUGAGUGUUUACUUUCUUCUAGACAAAAGUCAAAUUGAUCAAAAUCCCUCUGUUUUGAAGAGUUGAGAUUUCAUAUUAAAACAAAUACAAUUUGCGUGUAAAAAGAUUA